AUGGACAGCGAGGAUACUGGUCCCGACCCUCCCAAGAGAGAUGUGCGCAACCACUACCUCUUUGAGAUUGCUACCGAAGUCGCCAACCGAGUCGGUGGUAUCUACUCCGUGCUCAAAUCUAAAGCUCCGGUCACUACAGCUGAAUAUGGCGAUCGAUACACCCUGAUCGGCCCUCUGAACCGGGCCUCCGCAGCCGUGGAGGUGGAGGAGCUGACUCCCUCGAACCCCCGCAUGGUGGAGACCAUGAACUCCAUGAAGGAGCGUGGCAUUGAGAUGGUGUAUGGUCGCUGGCUGAUCGAGGGUGCUCCCCGUGUUCUCCUCAUCGAUACAGGAACUGGAUACAAGUACCUGGAUGAGUGGAAGGGCGACCUCUGGAAUACAUCCGGUAUCCCGUCUCCGGCGUCGGAUACGGAGACCAAUGAGGCUAUUGUCUUCGGUUAUCUGGUGGCAUGGUUUUUGGGAGAAUUUAUCGCUCACGAACGCCGACGUGCUGUAGUUGCUCAUUUCCACGAAUGGCUUGCCGGCGUUGCCCUUCCUCUAACCAAGAAGAGGCACAUGGACUUGACCACUAUCUUCACGACUCACGCAACCUUGCUUGGUCGGUAUCUUUGCGCAGGGUCUGUCGACUUCUACAACAAUCUACAGCAUUUCGAUGUGGACGCCGAGGCUGGCAAGAGAGGCAUCUAUCAUAGGUACUGCAUCGAAAGAGCCGCCGCGCACAGCGCAGACGUCUUCACUACAGUCUCACACAUCACUGCAUUUGAGAGCGAGCAUCUGCUCAAGCGCAAACCGGACGGGGUGCUCCCCAAUGGAUUGAAUGUCAAGAAGUUCGCUGCAGUGCAUGAGUUCCAAAACUUGCACUCCCAGGCCAAGGAGAAGAUCAACGACUUCGUCCGCGGUCACUUCUAUGGCCACAAUGACUUUGAUUUGGACAACACACUCUACGUCUUCACGGCAGGUCGGUAUGAAUUCCGGAAUAAGGGAGUGGAUAUGUUCAUCGAGGGCAUGGCUCGGCUCAAUCAUCGCCUCAAAGCUAGCGGGUCCAAAACGACGGUUGUGGCCUUUAUCAUCAUGCCCGCGCAGACAUCGUCGUUGACCGUGGAGGCCCUCAAGGGUCAAGCUGUCGUCAAGUCAUUGCGAGACACCAUCGAGAUGAUCGAAAAGAGCAUCGGAAAACGAAUGUACGAGCGUUGUCUGGCCUGGAAAGAAGGCGACAACAUGCCUGACGAGAAGGACCUGAUCACAAGCCAAGACCGUGUGCUGCUGCGUCGGAGACUCUUCGCCAUGAAGCGACACGGACUGCCUCCCAUUGUGACCCACAAUAUGCUCAACGACCAUGAAGAUCCGAUUCUCAACCAAAUUCGUCGGGUCCAGCUUUUCAACUACCCCACGGACCGCGUCAAGAUCAUCUUCCAUCCGGAGUUCCUGAACUCCUCCAACCCUGUCCUGCCUCUGGAUUACGACGACUUUGUCCGUGGUACCCAUCUGGGAGUCUUCCCAUCGUACUACGAACCUUGGGGCUACACUCCUGCAGAGUGUACCGUGAUGGGCGUUCCAAGCAUCACCACCAACUUGUCCGGUUUCGGCUGCUACAUGGAGGAAUUGAUUGAGAACUCCUCCGACUAUGGAAUCUACAUUGUGGACCGUCGCAUGAAGGGCGUUGAUGACUCUGUCAAUCAGCUGACUGAGUUCAUGUUCAACUUUACCCAGAAGAGCCGGCGACAGCGCAUUAACCAAAGGAACCGCACAGAACGUUUGAGUGACCUACUCGAUUGGAAGCGUAUGGGUUUGGAAUAUGUCAAAGCCAGACAGCUGGCUCUAAGAAGAGCCUACCCUUCAUCGUUCGAUGGUGCCGAAGACUAUUUCGAUGUUAUUGGAGGAACAGAGCAGAAGCUUUCGCGUCCAUUGUCAGUCCCCGGGUCUCCUCGGGAUCGAUCUGGAGUGAUGACUCCGGGUGAUUUUGCUACCAUCCAGGAAGUCAAGGAGGGCCUCGGCACCGAGGACUACGUUGCAUGGCGUUUACCUACUAGCGAAGAGGAAGAGCCUGAUGACCACUACUUCCCGCUCACUCUACGGACGAAGAAGUCUGCGGACCGACCUUCGUCGCCGCUGGAUAGCAUCCCCGUCAACGGUGGCCGCUGA
Aspergillus viridinutans is the source of this 2142-nucleotide messenger RNA. Its product is annotated as glycogen [starch] synthase. Gene Ontology annotation, cellular component: cytoplasm. Gene Ontology annotation, biological process: glycogen biosynthetic process. Gene Ontology annotation, molecular function: alpha-1,4-glucan glucosyltransferase (UDP-glucose donor) activity. The coding region runs from base 1 to 2142 and encodes 713 amino acids. NCBI's taxonomy places the organism in Eukaryota, Fungi, Ascomycota, Eurotiomycetes, Eurotiales, Aspergillaceae. The record is from RefSeq and is a predicted model, not a curated record. The transcript is spliced from 4 exons.